This is a messenger RNA of Lytechinus pictus (painted urchin), 5996 nucleotides long. RefSeq names its product inositol-3-phosphate synthase 1-A-like. NCBI's taxonomy places the organism in Eukaryota, Metazoa, Echinodermata, Echinoidea, Temnopleuroida, Toxopneustidae. Gene Ontology annotation, molecular function: inositol-3-phosphate synthase activity. Gene Ontology annotation, cellular component: cytoplasm. Bases 171 to 1910 code for a protein of 579 amino acids. Gene Ontology annotation, biological process: phospholipid biosynthetic process; inositol biosynthetic process. The record is from RefSeq and is a predicted model, not a curated record. The transcript has 8 exons.
GCAUCAUAUCGAAGCUGCUCACACGUUGCAUCUACCCGUUCUAUCACUCACUGACUCAGCUGACUGUAAUUUCUGAAAAACGUCAAAUUGGUACGGAAACUUGCUAAAUUGAGGUUAAUUUCAGCUUUAGAUUAGUAUCGAAGAUUUUGCAGAGUGUGUUCAGCGGAAUCAUGACUUCUUUUACCGUAGAAAGCCCGAAUGUUCGGUAUUUUCCUGACCACAUCGAAUCUGAAUAUGUUUACCAGACGACAAAAGUGGAGAGAAAUAGCCAGAAUAUUAAGGUGAAACCCAUCGACGUCCAAAUGAAGUUCAGAACGGGGAGAAAGGUUCCACGUCUGGGUGUGAUGCUGGUGGGGUGGGGCGGGAACAAUGGAAGCACCGUGACGGCAGCAGUCAUCGCCAACAAGAUGAAGAUGUCAUGGAGAACUAAAGAAGGAAUUAGGCAUGCAGACUACUUUGGGUCCUUGACUCAGGCAUCAACACUAAACCUGGGAUCUGGACCGGAUGGGGAUCUCAACAUCCCAUUCAAAGAUAUAUUACCCAUGGUGGACCCCAAUGAUAUUGUCUUUGAUGGUUGGGACAUUUCUCGCCUCAAUCUUGCCGAAGCCAUGGAACGGGCCCAGGUCCUGGACUGGAGUCUGCAGGAACAACUCCGCCCACACAUGGCGACCCUCAAGCCCCGCCCGUCCGUCUAUAUCCCCGACUUCAUCGCAGCCAACCAAGAGGACCGCGCCGACAAUGUCCUCUCCGGAACGAAGUCGGAGCUCGUCGAGAAGCUCCGUGCCGACAUCCGUGACUUUAAACAGAAGGUUGAUAAGGUGAUAGUGCUAUGGACCGCGAACACAGAGAGGUUCUGUGAUGUUGGUGAAGGACUGAACGUUACAGAGCACGCCCUCAUGAGGUCAAUAGAGACCAAUGCUGCGGAGGUGUCGCCAUCAACGCUAUUUGCAGUAGCUUCAAUAUUAGAAGGGGUUGCAUACAUCAACGGCUCUCCACAGAACACCUUUGUACCGGGCGUCAUUGAGAUGGCAGAGAGACGAGGGGUGAUGAUUGGUGGAGACGACUUCAAGUCAGGACAGACCAAGAUCAAAUCUGUCCUGGUGGACUUUCUUGUUGGUGCAGGAAUCAAGCCGGUGUCGAUCGUCAGUUACAACCAUCUUGGGAACAAUGAUGGCAAGAACUUAUCAGCUCCUAAACAGUUCAGGUCAAAAGAGAUUUCUAAAUCGAAUGUCGUCGAUGACGUGGUGGCAUCCAACCCUAUCCUCUACCCGGACGGCAAGAAACCCGACCACUGUGUCGUCAUCAAGUACGUCCCUUACGUUGCAGACAGCAAGAGGGCGCUAGACGAAUACACCUCCGAGAUCAUGAUGGGCGGUAGGAACACUAUAUCACUCCACAAUACCUGUGAAGAUUCCCUCCUUGCCACCCCCAUCAUUUUGGACCUGGUUAUUCUCACUGAGCUGUGCCAGAGAAUAGAGUUCAAAUCAGCUUGCCAAAGUGAAUACCAACAAUUCCACAGUGUACUUUCAAUCUUGAGCUAUUUAUGUAAAGCACCCUUGGUUCCUAGUGGUACACCGCUCGUCAAUGCUUUAUUCAAACAGAGGGCUUGCAUUGAAAACAUUUUUAGGGCUUGUAUUGGACUUCCUCCACAGAAUAACAUGCUACUGGAACACAAGCUUAGCAAUCCAAAGUCCAUCCCAGAACUCUGCACCAAUGGCCUCUCCUCAGAACUGUGCACCAAUGGCCUCUCCUCAGAACUGUACAUCAAUGGCCUUACAAACGGCCACGCCCUGCAGAAUGGCAGCCUUGUCAUAGAGCCUGAACCGAUCAGCAAGAAAGCAAAAGUCGCAACGUCCGAGUUCGUCAACGGCAACGGUGUUCUGCACAAUGGUAUGGCAGCGAUUCAUUAACGAGAUGGAGGCGACUACGGCUGACGCGACCACCACCACCAAAGACUCUCUACCAGUAUCGACGGUCAGUAAUAUCAAUACACUCGUGAAUGGCAGUUUCAUCUGACAUCACCACCUGAGACGUGUGUUACCCAAAGGCAAUGAAUUUGAUUGCCCUUGCUGGCUUCAAAAUCCCCCAAUUACUGACUGGUUGUGGCGAUUCAUAAAAUAAAAUUGCCUUGCCGUGUUGAGGUCUUGCUGGAGGAGCUGGGACAACCAGAGACCACAUUCUAUCAUCGGUAAUUCAAAUGAUUUUGUUUAUGGCAGUAUGCGCUGUAAUAACACCACCAAUCCCUCUUCGAAGGGCAAGCAUUAGUAUUUAAAUUGCCCUAUUUCAACCCAAUUUGCUAUAUAUCUAACCAUUGCAGUGGCAUAUUGUAUUGAGUCCAAAUUAUUACCUCAGUAGGUACAGGAAUCGUAGUCAAGGUCGGUACUUCCCACUUCCCAGUCAAUAAAGCUGCUGGAGAAAACCUUCCCCCAUAGACUUUGUACACAUGAAUCAACACUAAGGUCAAGGCUGGCAAAAUGUGGCCUUGAGGCUAAGGUCAAGGCUGGCAAAAUGUGGCCUCGAUGUUUAAGGUCAAGGCUGGCAAAAUGUGGCCUUGAGGCCGGCAUUGACUGCAUCCCUGGUAGGUAGGUAAGAAUUCAAAAGGACUGAGUUUCGGUUUCUUCAACAUAUUUUCCAAAUCAUGGGCUGGAUGAAAUUGUGCUCUUUGGUGUAUAUAUUCCUUUCCAUGUUACAAAGAUGAGAUCGUGCAGAAAUUACAUUAAGUGUACAUAUACCUUGGAAGUUUUCAAUCAUGUAAAUGCAGAGGUUGAAUGUACCAAAUCUGGUGAUCUGGCAUUGUAACCUUUUUGGCACUAUGUCAAUCUUCUCAGUAAGUGAUGUUAUUACAGGGUGGUACCUUGGUGCAAUAAAGUGCUAAGUCUAUUUCAGGGCAUGCUAUCCAAUCAUCAUUAUAGAACAUUGCUAAUAUAACAUUGCUGAUAUGUAAUGUUGGCACAAAGCCCCCCCCCCCCCAAACAAAAAAUAAAAAUAAAAUAAAUAAAUGAAUAAAUAAAUAAAAAUAAAAGAGUCAACAUAUUUUCAUGCCACUUGACUACUUUCCAGUGGCUAUUAUCAAAGACGUGAUUCACAAUAUAAUUUGUCAUCGAUUUCCCCGACAUUCAUAGAUCUGAUUGGCUGAGAUCAAUUUUGUCAGUGCUAAUCACUCUAAAGACACUAUGCAAUGAUCUUUUUUCUUUGACAGAGGUUUUGUCCACUCAACUUCUGUCCUGACAAGAAUUUAGGAAGGAGGGGGGGGGGGGUGACUAUCCCCCUAAACCCAGUAAUUUUUGUAGUUAAUAACCGACUUAAUGAAAACACACAACAGAGGAAAACGGAAAAAUAAAGCUUUUUUUUUUUUAGAUUAACUGUCACAUCUUGCUAUUACCCUUCCUAGGAGAAUCCUCUGGUGCCUCUUGGUUAUUACAUGUAAUCUCUGUAUUGCUUCUCCAGGCAUUCCUGUUUUCAGUAUUGGCUUUGGUGAAACCUGGGAGAUGUUUCACGAAGCACUCAGUGGGGUUUUCACCAACAACUGUUACAAACUACUGAAAUUCUUGCGUACGAUUGGCUGAAUUUGAAUUGAUCUGUGAAAAGUCACUGACAGGAACCUUCAUGAAAUUGAUCAGUAUGCAGUAAUAGGCGUCCUCCCCACAUUUGAAUAGUAUGACGUCAUGGAUGUAUGCGAGUGAUGUCUAUUGUUUAACUUGUUUUUAAAAAAAUAGGGGAUGUUAGGGAUAGAUAUGGCCCUGUCUUACGAAGAGUUAUGAUUGAUCCGAUCAACCUCAACUAUGGAAAGCCAGUAUUGUCAACAUAAAAAUUGACAUAUGUUCAAAAUAUUUUCUAAAUAUGAUGUAUAUUCAUUCAUACAAUUAUUGUUUUCUUGAAAAUUCAAAGUGCUUCUUUUUGUUUACAAAGGACAUUGUAAGAGGUUGAUCCGUUCAGAUCAAUCGUAACUUUUUUAUAAGACGGGCCAUGGUAUGAUGUUAAAAAUCUGUGCGUAAGCCUACCUCCUUGUAUCUUGCCAGAAGCAUUAUUUAGUGAACCACCACCGAAGGGACCAUUAUAUGAAGCGAUGUACACUGACAGCUAUUAUCUUGAUCACAAGUGGGUGCGUCGUGGUCUAGUGGUUCUGAUCCUCGCCUUUCAAAUAGAGGGUCGUGGGUUCGAAUCCUAGCCAUGGCGUGUUUUCCUUCAGCAAGAAAUGUAUCCACACUGUGCUGCACUCGACCCAAGUGAGGUAAAUGGGUACGGGCAGGAAGUAAUUCCUCAAAAGCUGUGCGCACCAGAAUCGGUAGACUAGCUUAGCCGGGGUAAUAUAGGAGCGCCUUGAGCACCUAGCAAGGUGGAUACGUGCGCUAAACAACUCCUGUAUUGUUUUUGUUAUUAUUUGUAAGCUGCUGAAUUUCUUUUGUGACUGGAUAAGAGGAAAUUCAACAUCAUUUUUUUUGUUUUACAAGUUACGUAUUAACGUACCUGGAGCAUUCAAGUGAAAUUGUCAGUGCUGGCAACCUUCGUGAUAUCAGUGCCCUUUUAUUGUUACAUGUAUAUGUGUAUUAUUAUAAUUGUGUUUGAUGUGGAAAGAGAAGGAGCAGAGAAAAUCAAAGAAAGAAAAUUGUGCCUUUGGUGAAGAUAUUUCUUUUAAUGGUUAAGUCAGGUUUCUUAGGGCUCACAAGUGUUUUAUGCAAAGGACAUUAAAUGCCAAAACAUAGCCAAUUUGCAUUUUAUGGAACCAAACUGUGGCAAACGUGCACAAAUCAUUUAUUUUUGUCCGCAAGUAGUCUUUAAAAAAUUUGAAGAAAUCCUCCCCAACAGAUUUUGAAGCUUCCAGACCUCGAGCACCUGUUUUGCGAAUGUUGGACUUUCCAUUAGUUAACAAGAGCUUCCUUUAAGAAUCCCUCAUAGAACAUUUUUGAGCCUCGUUGACACCAGGGGAAUGGUUCACAAAGGAUGACUUACAGUUGCACUUAAAGAUAAAUACCAGUUGUGGUAUUGACUUCAAAAUGAGUUCGAACAGAAUCCAAUGAAAUUACCACCAAAGUGUUUGUAUGUAUUGAAUGAAAAAUAUGUUCCAAAUAGCUCUGGGAGAAAAUGUGUCAUUGCUGAGAAAUUAUUAAAAUAAGCAUGGAAAUCCAUCAAAUGCCGGGUAUUUUUCGAAACAAUAUUAAUACACUGUCCCUCAUAUGCCUUUCUGUGUUAGUGAUCAUCAGAAUUAUCGAUUUUGAGCUAAGAUUUCAUGAUUUUACAAAGAUAAAAUUGCAUUAAUGUACCAGAUCUGGAUGUAAGAUAUUUUGACAAUGAACUUGAUUUAAGUGACUUUCUUGUAAAAUAGUUGUUUGCUGCAACUACUGUCUUUUACCUUUAAAUGCUGAAGAGUACAAGGUAUGAAACACGCAAUCUUAUUGAUCAAUACGCAGUAGUGUGUAUCCUCUUAGCAUUAUCUGACCAAUGUGGUCAAGCCUUUUACAUCGCACGCUACAAGGCAUUUAAGUGCGACUCUUAAUUGGACUUCACUCUUUGUGACCCCCCCCCCCCCCCCGGCUUUAUGAAUUCCCAACACAGUAAAAAAAAACAUGAAGACCUUGCUACGGUGUCUAAGAAAAGAAAAUUUCACUGCAGCUGAUCUGUGAAUCCUGAUCUUAAGAGUGACAGGCUUUGAUUGGGGAAAACGGCAUUUGAAGAUUUGUGAUCUUUGAAAAACACAUUGCUUUAAUAAGCAUUUUCCAAUGUGUUGGGUAUAUCAACAGACAUUGUAUUCAUAACCCUUGCUAAUGAUAUAUUCUGGAAAUUCUUUUUUUUUUUAACUCAAUUUUAUUAUGCGUUGUGGGCAUUUUGACUUUGGGGUUUUGAGAUUAUUAACUAAACCUCUCUUUCUCUUGCCAAGAAGUUGUAAAUAAUAGUAAUAAUAACAUAAAAUUAAUAAUAAGAAGAGGAAACUGCAAAAUCAAGCAUCAUAUUGAAAACAAGAUUGAAUUAGUUUUAAUGUGGUCAUUAGAGCACAGAAU